Molecule: messenger RNA, 2274 nt
Organism: Danaus chrysippus (African queen)
Lineage: Eukaryota; Metazoa; Arthropoda; Insecta; Lepidoptera; Nymphalidae
Source: the annotation of a GenBank genome assembly
AUGGCGCAACGAGAACGUCGGUCCAAUGCAGGAAAUCGUAUGGCAAAACUACUCGAUGAGGAGGAAGAAGAUGAUUUCUAUAAAACAACUUACGGCGGCUUUACAGAAGCCCAUGAAGACAAUGAUUAUAUCCAAGAGAAAGAGGUUGAUGAUGAAGUGGAUUCUGAUUUUGAUAUUGAUGAGACUGACCAGCCGAUAUCUGACACGGAAACCGAAGAAAAAACUAAACAGAAAGUUAGCACUAAGGGUUAUAAGGAUCCAAAUAGAAAAAGAAAAGCAGAAAAGAGUAAAAAGGUAAUAGUGAAAAAGACAAAAGAGCCGAAACCAAAAGAGGAAUCAGAAAAAGUCGAGUCAAAUGAAAUAUCAGUAAUGGAUACAUCUAUUGAAAGAAAAUCUAUAAGACAAAGCACAGCCGUCAAAUCCCUUGAAACACAGCAGCGGAUUAAAAUAAGAUCGGAACUUAAAAAGAAAAAACCGAAGAAGGUUGAAGAAAGAGUUCUUACUCAGGAGGAGCUGCUUGAAGAAGCUCUUAUAACUGAAAAAGAGAAUUUAAAGAGUUUGGAGAGAUUUGAACAAAGUGAAUUAGAAAAGAAAAAAAUAAGACCAAUAAAGAAAACUAUAACCGGACCAGUAAUAAGGUACCAUUCUUUUGCUAUCCCAUUAAUAACAGAAGUGAUGCCAGAGGACAAAAUUAGUUUAAACACACCAACAACAGAACAACCAGAGUUGAAUUUAAGUGAUUUGAUAAAAAGUGAAGAUGGUUUAACACUAGAUGAUUCAAUUGAAAAUCAACAGCCAAUACAAACUGUCGAUGAAAAUGAUGAUCAAAAAGAUGAUAAAAAAGAAAUACAAAUUGUAGGACCAGAUGAGAGUUUUAAUAUUGAAGAUGAAACUAUGAAAGAGGAAAAGCCGCAAACAGCCCUUCUGCAAGCUCAUGAUGUGGUCGCUCGCGAGGUUUAUAGCAAGGAGUCGCUCCGUGCGUCUCCGCCGCCAGUCAAUGGCAGAGCUCAACAACCACCCGAAGAAGAAGAUGAUACUGAGCCAGAAUUUGAGAACGUGACUAGAGUGCGGAUCUUACAAUUACAGAAGAAUACCGAUGAACCAAUGGGCAUUACAUUAAAACUGGCUGAUGACGGACGUUGCAUCGUUGCUCGGAUUAUGCACGGUGGAAUGAUACACAGACAGGCGACUCUGCACGUGGGAGAUGAGAUCAAGGAAAUUAAUGGCACACCAGUGGCUAAUCAAUCCGUCGCCCAACUUCAAAGGAUGCUGCGUGAGGCACGUGGUUCAGUGACGUUCAAGAUCGUGCCAUCAUACCGAUCGGCUCCUCCGCCAUGCGAGAUAUUUGUUAGAGCGCAGUUUGACUACGAUCCCUUAGAGGAUGAACUAAUACCUUGCGCUCAAGCUGGUAUAGCGUUCAACACAGGAGAUAUACUGCAGAUAAUCAGCAAGGAUGACUCCCACUGGUGGCAAGCACGUAAAGACGCGUCAGGUGGAUCAGCGGGUCUCAUACCGAGUCCUGAACUGCAAGAGUGGCGAGCCGCUUGUGCUGCCGCAGAAAGAAGUAACACCGAUCAAGUGAAUUGUUCUAUAUUCGGAAGAAAAAAGAAACAGGCCAAAGACAAAUAUUUGGCGAAACACAACGCCGUGUUCGAUCAACUAGAUGUUGUAACAUACGAAGAAGUUGUUAAACUUCCUUCCUUCCAAAGGAAGACCAUAGUGUUGCUCGGAGCUCACGGAGUGGGUCGUCGUCAUAUCAAGAACACACUUAUCGCCCGGUAUCCAGAUCAGUACGCCUAUCCCAUACCACACACCACCAGACCCCCUCGAGCUGAUGAGGAAAACGGUAGACAUUACUACUUCGUUACUCACGACGAGAUGAUGGCUGAUAUAGCGGCUAACGAAUACCUCGAAUAUGGUACCCACGAGGAUGCGAUGUACGGAACCAAACUAGAGACGAUCCGGCGCAUACAUUCUGAGCGUCGCAUAGCCAUAUUGGAUGUGGAGCCACAAGCUCUUAAAAUACUACGAACAGCGGAGUUCGCGCCAUACGUUGUUUUCGUGGCCGCACCCUCACUGAACAAUGUCGCUGAUUACGACGGUUCGUUGGAGGUGCUCGCCCGCGAGUCUGAAACAUUACGCCGUACAUACGGCCAUUACUUCGACAUGUCGAUAGUCAACAAUGACAUUGACGACACACUCGGCCAGCUGGAGGCGGCACUAGCUAGGAUGCGUUCCACACCACAGUGGGUACCCGUCUCCUGGGUCUACUGA